AUGACAGUGUUCCUCCAGAGUAGCAAUCUGGAGGAACAACCCUUAUCGUCGGAGUAUGAGAUUGACGACGGGACUGCUGAGGCCGCCGCUGCGACGCCUCGCUCUAGGACUGACGCUACGAUGUCCGGAGCUCGUGCAGAACCGACGUCUGUUGGGGGUGACGCUAUGAGCCCCCAUUCUCAGGUUGACAGAGAGACUGCACAGGCCGCCGCUGCGACGCCUUCGGGCUCUGGGACUGACGCUAUGAUGUCCGGAGCCCUUGCAGACUCGACGUCUGUUAGGGGUGACGAUACGAUCCCCGCCCCUGUGACCGACGCUAUGAAGUCCAGGGACUCCAAGGAUGAGGGUAGUUGGGCCGCAGCUUGGAGAAUGGCUUCCGAUAUGUGGCCCUCCAAGUAUUGGAACCCCUUCCAGUGGGGUUCCAACCCAUCGACUGACGCUACGACGUCGAUUCCGCUUGUGGACGUCGCCCAUUCGACACGUCCCGGCGGCUUUGCUUCGAGCGCCCCGUCGGCCUCGAAUCCCCCCACAGGCUGA
Messenger RNA from Penicillium chermesinum, 537 nucleotides. RefSeq lists its product as uncharacterized. The coding region runs from base 1 to 537 and encodes 178 amino acids. The transcript has a single exon. The record is from RefSeq and is a predicted model, not a curated record. NCBI's taxonomy places the organism in Eukaryota, Fungi, Ascomycota, Eurotiomycetes, Eurotiales, Aspergillaceae.